AUGUUUGACUAUCUGGAAUUUCAAGCUUUCGGUCCCGGAGAAGUCAUGGACUUGUACGCGUCCACGUCCAGCCCUGCAGCAUGCAUGCUGCAGGACCAGGACCAGGACCAGGACCAGGACCAGGAGCAGGACCAGGACCUGGCAGCCUUCUUCCCAGAGCUGGUCGAGGCGGACUGGCAGCCGCGCCGGUGCUCGCAGUCCGUUGAAAGUCAGAGUUCCAGCUCCGGCUCGGACGACCUGUUCGCCGGCCCCGCCUCCCCACCGCCGCCCCCCCGCACGUACAAGCCCUGCUUCGUGUGUCAAGACAAGUCCUCGGGCUACCACUACGGCGUCAGCGCCUGCGAGGGCUGCAAGGGCUUCUUCCGCCGCAGCGUGCAGAAGAACAUGGCGUACACCUGCCACCGGGACCGAAACUGCAUCAUCAACAAGAUCACGAGGAACCGCUGUCAGUACUGUCGGCUCCAGAGGUGCUUCGCCGCGGGCAUGUCCAAGGAGUCGGUGAGAAACGACAGAAACAGCCGGAAGGGCAAGAAGGAGGCGGUGAAGAUGACCAUCAUGGAGACGUACGAGCUGACGGCGGAGCUCGGCUUGAUAGUGGAGAAGAUCUGCAGGGCUCACCGGGAGACCUUCCCCUCUCUUUGCCAGCUGGGGAAAUACACCACAAACUCCAGCUCGGACCACAGGAUCCAGCUGGACCUCGGGCUGUGGGACAAGUUCAGCGAGCUCGCCACCAAGUGCAUCAUCAAGGUGGUGGAGUUUGCCAAGCGAGUGCCCGGUUUCACCGGCCUGACCAUCGCUGACCAGAUCACUCUGCUCAAAACCGCCUGCCUGGACAUCCUGAUCCUGAGGAUUUGCACUCGCUACACUCCCGACAAGGACACCAUGACCUUCUCCGACGGUCUGACCUUGACCCGCACUCAGAUCCACAACGCCGGUUUCGGACCGCUGACGGAUCAGGUCUUCACGUUUGCCGGCCAGCUGCUGCCGCUGCAGAUGGACGACACGGAGAGCGGCCUCCUCAGCGCCAUCUGUCUCGUCUCCGGAGACAGGCAGGACCUGGAGGAGCCGUCGAAGGUGGAGGUGCUGCAGGAGCCGCUGCUGGAGGCGCUGAAGAUUUACUCCCGCAAGCGGCGGCCCAGCAUGCCCCUGAUGUUCCCCAAAGCCCUCAUGAAGAUCACCGACCUGCGCAGCAUCAGCGCCAAAGGAGCGGAGAGGGUGGUGACCCUGAAGAUGGAGAUCCCGGGCUCCAUGCCCCCUCUGAUCGAGGAGAUGCUGGAGGAUCUGCAGAACCUGGAGAAACACCCUGAGGAGAGCAGCGUGGAGGCGAACGCCAGCCAGCACACACACACACACACACACACACACACACACACACACACACACACAACCACACAUUCCUGCAGCCCUCUCUUGUGUAUAUGACUGAAUUUGUCCUGAAACCCAGAAAAGAGUUAGCGUUCGUGCACUUCUGGUCCCGUCGUCUCAAAGUCAAACGUUUUGCUCUACGUUAUAAAACGUGUCUUAAAGCGUCUUAAUGAGACCACAAAGCGCCAUCACGGCGACUCGUCCGCCUUCACGCUCACGUGAGCGUGACGGUGUAGUUAGUUUACGGCCUGAAGUCGACCUUUAACUUCUGCCGACUGCAUCUUCGUGACAACAAUCAUCAACGUGUGUUGUUCAUUUGUUCAAAACCUAUUGAAAAACCUACAUAUCAGUAUCAUGAACUCUUUUUCUUCUGCGUAAUCCAAAUUCCACUAGAGGAAAAAAAAAAGGUUAAAAAGCACAAUGCUGCUUUCGGGGGGGCCGCCCUCCGUAAACACGUCAUUCCUGCAGCAGCCUGCAGCAGUGUGGUGGUGAGUGUGGGGGAGUUGAUUUGAUUCAGGCUUCCUGGGAACAUUCUUGUUAAAGGCCCUCUCAGGCCUCGGGCUAAAUUGCACCGCAGUGAAAGUACCUUUUAAAAAAAAAAAAAAAAAGUCUCUUUAUUAAGAAAUCAACGUCCUUUUAUCCAACAUGUUUUGGUUUAUCUGAAAACAAUCUGUAUUCAGGUCUUGUCAGUGUCAUUUGGAAUAGUUUGUAUUCUAUCAAGAGGGACCGUGUGCUUUAUAUGGUAUCACAAAAUCUUCUCACGCAGCGUAACAUGUAACCGGUAGCGAUUACUUUCAGUUCUCCUCGGCGGUCGGCAAAUAACAGAACCGUUGAUUUCAGCGUGAGUUAAAGGAGCCACUACGGUAUGCUUUUACAGACAUGGCUGUUAGUCCAUAAAACGUAUUUUUUUUUUACAAAAAAGCUCAAUUAUUUUUGACAAACUCUGCUUUCAAAGCAGAAGUUGAGCGAAAAAGUAUCUAUUUUUAAUUGUGGCCAUUGUACUGAUACAUUGUUUUUGUAUAUGUUGGACUUACAUUUGCCGGGUAACUCCAAAUGAACGCUAAUGUUUCUCCUUAACUGUUGAUGUGUAAAUAAAAGGCGAUGCAUGUCGAUGCUCUUAUGA
Messenger RNA from Cyclopterus lumpus (lumpfish), 2488 nucleotides. Its product is annotated as retinoic acid receptor beta-like. Gene Ontology annotation, molecular function: zinc ion binding; nuclear receptor activity; RNA polymerase II cis-regulatory region sequence-specific DNA binding. Gene Ontology annotation, cellular component: transcription regulator complex; nucleus. The record is from RefSeq and is a predicted model, not a curated record. NCBI's taxonomy places the organism in Eukaryota, Metazoa, Chordata, Actinopteri, Perciformes, Cyclopteridae. The transcript is spliced from 9 exons. Bases 1 to 1422 code for a protein of 473 amino acids. Gene Ontology annotation, biological process: regulation of transcription by RNA polymerase II; retinoic acid receptor signaling pathway; cellular response to corticotropin-releasing hormone stimulus.